CAUCUUUCGGGGUCCUGGACUGUUUGCGUCACUUGUUGGUCCCUGUGUUGCGACCAUGGUCGUUGUCAGGUAUUCUCUGCGAAGCGGUUAUGGUCAUAGGAGGCUACUGAUGUCAUGGGAAUGGUGUUUUGCGCUUCCUUGUUUAUCCUGAUGUCUUCUACUAACGAGGGUUCAGGGCAUCCGACCUCACUCGCACCUCGAACCAUUAGCGCUAGGAUCCUUUGUUCCUGGGAGCCUGGUUCGUCCCGUCAGCUCAGUGCAUCCUGCCGUGGAUGGAACGAGCCUGUCGUACUCUCCGGAUAUAGCCCGUAUGAUGUUAUGUCCCUAGCUUAACUCCGUGAUACAAAAGCUCACAACUUACCCCGGCGAUAACAGUCAA
Messenger RNA from Neurospora tetraspora, 379 nucleotides. RefSeq lists its product as uncharacterized. The record is from RefSeq and is a predicted model, not a curated record. The coding region runs from base 115 to 333 and encodes 72 amino acids. The transcript has a single exon. NCBI's taxonomy places the organism in Eukaryota, Fungi, Ascomycota, Sordariomycetes, Sordariales, Sordariaceae.